UCCCCAGCCCGCCGCUGGCGGCGGUGACGCGCACGCACGCGGCGCGCACGUUGCUUGAGAACCCGGAAGUGCGAGGGAGAGCUGAGCCACGUGGGUGGAGCUGGAGCGCGGCUCGCAUGGGGGAGUCUAUCCCGCUGGCCGCCCCGGUGCCGGUGGAACAGGCUGUGCUGGAGACGUUCUUCUCUCACCUGGGUGUCUUCUCUUACGACAAGGCCAAGGACAAUGUGGAGAAGGAACGAGAGGCCAACAAGAGCGCGGGGGGCAGCUGGCUGUCGCUGCUGGCGGCCUUGGCCCACCUGGCCGCAGCCGAGAAGGUCUAUCACAGCCUCACCUACCUGGGGCAGAAACUAGGUAAGGGCAGUCUGAUGAAAGAAGGUAUCAUGAAGGCCACACUGUUUAACACUGGAAGGGGCCAGUCUUUCUUCAGCAGGAAGGACUCCAUCCGAACUAUCUAUACUUCCCUGCAUAAUGAGCUGAAGAAGGUGGUGACUGGCCGUGGCACCCUGGGAGGGACCGCUCCUCAUGUGGAAGAACUCCUUUCCCACCUGUCAGAGCAGCUCUGCUUCUUCGUUCAGGCGCGGAUGGAGAUUGCAGACUUCUAUGAGAAGAUGUAUACCCUCAGCACACAGAAGUUCAUCAAUGCAGAAGAGCUCGUUGGCCUUUUGGACACCAUCCUCAAGAAGUACAGCUCCAGAUUUCACCACCCAAUCCUCAGCCCUCUGGAAAGCAGUUUCCAGCUGGAAGUCGAUGUCCUGAGUCAUCUCCUGAAAGCCCAGGCUCAGGUCUCGGAGUGGAAGUUCCUGCCGUCUCUGGUUAACUUGCACAGCGCUCACACCAAGCUGCAGACCUGGGGCCAGAUCUUUGAAAAGCAGCGGGAGACCAAGAAACAUCUGUUUGGAGGGCAGUCUCAGAAGGCCGUUCAGCCCCCACACCUUUUCCUUUGGCUGAUGAAACUCAAAAACAUGCUUCUUGCCAAAUUCAGUUUCUACUUUCAUGAGGCACUGAGCCGACAAACGACUGCUUCAGAAAUGAAAACGUUGACUGCAAAAGCCAACCCAGACCUGUUUGGAAAGAUUUCCAGCUUCAUCAGGAAGUACGAUGCUGCCAACGUGUCUUUAAUCUUUGAUAACCGAGGGUCUGAGAGCUUUCAGGGUCACGGCUAUCACCACCCCCAUUCCUACAGGGAGGCCCCCAAGGGUGUGGACCAGUAUCCAGCCGUGGUGUCUCUGCCCAGCGACAGGCCUGUCAUGCACUGGCCCAACGUCAUCAUGAUCAUGACGGACCGCACCUCCGACCUGAACAGCUUGGAGAAAGUGGUUCACUUCUACGAUGACAAAGUUCAGAGCACCUACUUCCUAACCCGCCCAGAACCCCACUUUACCAUUGUCGUCAUUUUUGAGUCAAAGAAAUCUGAGAGAGACUCCCACUUUAUUUCCUUCCUCAAUGAGCUCUCACUUGCCCUUAAGAACCCCAAGGUUUUUGCAAGUCUGAAACCUGGAUCCAAAGGUUAGCAGGUUAUCUGUGCGAAAGGUUUUCAAGAGAAGAAAUUGUGUUCUUAAUUGCUCCAAUGAUCUACAAUGGUCUGUGAUUAGGGUUUCGAUCCAUCCAUGCUUCUUUCAGAGCUAAAUUAAAGACAAAUCCUCCCUAAUUGUGUCACACACUUUAUAUGCAAUUAAGGCCAAUUAAGUAAAGUAUCCAAAGAGUAAUCUUAGGCUACAGUAUAUCUCCAUGGUACAGCAAAGUACUCUCAGUAUUUUCUCCUGUUUUCCUGUAUUUUAUGUAGACUGAAUAUUUAUUAGCCUUUGAUGUUUCUUUCCAGAUGUUUCUUUCCAGACGUUUUGUUUUCCAAACAUUGUGUUCUAAUGCCAUUCCAAACGCCCUCUCCUUUCCCCUCCCACUCAGAUGAGUAAUUGGGAUAAGAAAUUAAAUGGCUAUUUUAGAAUUAAGGAUUAUAUGUUUCCUAUCUCAUAAACUAGCCAGUUAACAUGAAGUUACUAGUUUUAUGAUUCUGAUCUACAAAUGAAUAUUUUUGAUGCCAAAAUUAGAGUCUUGGUGAGAAAUGUCCGCCAGUUAUUAAAGUUGAAGGUAAAUCAGAAUAGUAGGAUAACAUCAGAUCUUACCAGUUCAGAAGAUCCUAUGGCAACUUUAAUAGCCAUGGGUUCUUUUGGGGUGAUCUACACACCUAACUGCAUUUGUUUUUACCCUUAUAACGUUUGAAUGUUUCACUCUAUUUUAAAGUCAGCAUAAGCCGUUAUGUGGGAUACUUUCACAUAGUAUCUGCUUGGCUUUCUGUUUAUCACCUUUCUGCUGAAAUGUAUGUUCAUAUUUGGCUCUACCCUUGGUUAUUUUUAGGCUGAAAAAGCAUGCAGUCUUGGUUUUUCAGCCACUCUUAAACGUUCAUGUGACUCAGCCUACUUUCAUAAAAUCAAAAUGGAAUCGCUGCACUUGUUAAAAAUCAAUUGUGCGUUCAAAGGACCUCUUCAUACUUGUGUAAUCAACUCAGUACUUAAGCACAUCUGAACUUGGGAUUCGUGUCUAUCUCCAAAUAUUUUUAGAAGUAGUGCUACAUCUUAACACAUGCUGCCUUAACCCUUUUCUUCAGUAUGUGUUCAGGAGGAAAAAUGCAUAAUGGGACUGUGGAGACCUUCACCUCUAGCUUAUUGAUUCAGAAUAAAAAUAAGCCACAAAGAAUAAUUGUUAUUAUUUGAUAUUUCCUUCGAAGCUUGUGUGUCAUGUAAUAGUCCAGUCAGUCCUGUUUCUCAUGAUUGCUCAGAGCGACCACAGCGGACAAGCCGGCAGCAUUGGCCGAGAUCAGAGGAGCCCCUCCAAGUCCAAAGGAGGCCCACUGAGUCUGGACUACUUGGAGGGAGAACCCACUGACCUAUUUUCUGGGGAGAACAUGUGCUUUCUUUUCUUUUUCCCUUUAAAAAAAAUAAAAGUCAUAUGAUUUGUAAAAAGCCAGUUUGCUUUAAAUAGAAAGUAGUGAUUUACCUCUGCAUUUUAUUCACUCAGGUUCUAUAAAAAUCUGAACAGACUGUACAACUUUGACCUUACAUAAAACAUUGAAAACAAUUGGAACUAAAAAGUUAAAUCAUUUUUCCUCCCUUUUGUGCUUUGCUAAGAAGCUGAAAAACAUUCCUUGGCAUGCAUGUAUUCUUUUCUUUCCUAGAUAAAACCACCAUUAGCCUUAAAGAAAAUAUGCUUCAUUAUAACAUGGAGAAGAGUGUAAAUAAACAUAUAUACAGUACUUAAAUACUCGCCUAGAACAUAUUUGAAUUGUAUAUUUAUUUUUAAACAUAUUUUGGUUCCGGCCAAGAAACAAAGUCACUUUACUCUGAGAUUUGUCCUGUUAAUUCAGUAAUGAAGUGAUCUGUAAAGUAUAUGUUUUGCUAAUUGGAAGAGUAAACCUGCGUAUUUCCCACAGACUUGCUUAUUUUGAAAUUUGUUUCUAAACCACAACUUGAUCGAUUCUUAUGGGUAACCAAGGGUGUGGUCAACACUGAGUUUGUGAGUCCAUCAAGGAGUGUUGCGUGUUAGGAUGCUGUUUGAACACAGGGUGAAUGUUUACCACUGUCUUCUCUUAGGUCCAGCCUGGUACCUGACUGUGUCUUUUAGGGAGUGUGUGAAAAUAGAGCCUAAUUCUUAACAGAGGAACCAAAAUCCUUUACCUAACACUUUUGCACAUUUGGACAUAUUGGAGAAAAUUUACUUUCAAGAAAGAAAAGAGUUGGUAAUUCACUGCACUCCCAGGGGAGUCACUCAGGUGAAGUUUAAAAUACUGUGUCCACCCUGAGAUCUAGCAGCAAAAAUGCAGUUUUGUUUCUUUGGCAAGUCAGCUUGACUUCCUUAUCUGUAAAAUGGGGAUAAGGAAAUGUGGGCUUUUUUUCAAAGACUAUGUAAGAAUGGGAUGAGAUCAUGGAGUGUGAAAAAGGCUCAGAAAACACACUUGGGUUUGAAAGUUGUAUCAAUAAAAGAUGGACCGCUCUUUCCUUAAACUCAAGGCCUCUCCUGUCCUCAUUUUUCUCUUCAGGUCUGUGACAAACCUGUGCUAGUCCUAAGUUUGAACAGCACUUAACUAGUGUAGAAGAGGCGGCAGAUAAGUGCCUAAGCCACCCGCCCACUCUUCUUAAUUUAGAAUCUUCGUGGUUCUUUGUUCCUAAGUUUUUUUGGUUGGUGGAUAGCAUCACUCAGUCCUUCUAUAUCCAAACUGUUUUGUUUUUGUGUUAAAGUCUCCAGCUGUGAUUGUGAAUUUUUCCUUUCUGUCUGUCAGUUUUUGUAUUUUGAAGCCCUUUUAUUAGGUUGGUACACAUUUUUAAUUUUUCUGUCUUUCUCAUGUAUAAACCACUUAUUAUAAAAUUUGCUGCUUUAUCUCCAUUA
This is a messenger RNA of Myotis myotis, 4377 nucleotides long. RefSeq names its product chromosome unknown C12orf66 homolog (gene KICS2). The transcript is spliced from 4 exons. Gene Ontology annotation, cellular component: KICSTOR complex. The record is from RefSeq and is a predicted model, not a curated record. NCBI's taxonomy places the organism in Eukaryota, Metazoa, Chordata, Mammalia, Chiroptera, Vespertilionidae. Gene Ontology annotation, biological process: protein localization to lysosome; negative regulation of TORC1 signaling; cellular response to amino acid starvation. Bases 117 to 1511 code for a protein of 464 amino acids.